AUGACUGCAACUUCCAACGAAAUGGAGGGUUGGCCUUACAUGGGUGAGGAGUGGACUAUGGAAGACGACAUUUUACAGGCAAAAAGGAUAGCUGACUUGCUAUCGGAUUUGCAGUGGGGCGGAGAUGACUCGGUUGACACUAAGAGUGCUACAAACGUCCUACUCAGUCAGGUUUGGAGCGACGAAUUAAAACGUGGCGAAGGCGCCUGGCCGCCCUUGCGACGUAAACAGGAGAUGCACCUACAGUUACUCAGCUUCUUGCGCGUUGCUUGCCCACAAGCCUGGCUUGUGGGGUCUAUGGAUACGACCAAGGGCGAAUUCUACCAGAUAAUUCACACUGAGCCGGGGGACGCUCCAGUCGCAAACGUCCCUGGGCCAUGGCCUCCAGUAGGUGGAAAAGCUCUGCCUCGACGUUUCGCAUUCCAUGGCAUGGACAUGCUCAUUCUGACUGGAAGGGAGAUGGGCUCUAAGGAGGGCGGUUCGGAGCGGCAGCAAAGAUUUAGAAGCUACGAGGCCAAACUGCAAUCAGCAUUCAAGGAGUUUAUCCACGGCAACGCUUUGGACCCUAAAUGUCUGGCCGCGAAGGGAGGUUUGUCCGGAAUUUUUCUAUUUUGCUGUGAACUGCAACAGCGGAUUCCCUAG
This is a messenger RNA of Dibothriocephalus latus, 642 nucleotides long. The record is from the annotation of a GenBank genome assembly. Lineage: Eukaryota; Metazoa; Platyhelminthes; Cestoda; Diphyllobothriidea; Diphyllobothriidae.